Messenger RNA from Eimeria necatrix, 2868 nucleotides. RefSeq lists its product as hypothetical. The record is from RefSeq and is a predicted model, not a curated record. NCBI's taxonomy places the organism in Eukaryota, Apicomplexa, Conoidasida, Eucoccidiorida, Eimeriidae. The annotation marks the transcript as partial. The transcript has 2 exons.
AUGAGCAGCUGGCCCUGCAUUGCACCAUCCCCCGCAGCAGCAGCAGCAGCAGCAGCAGCAGCAGCAGCAGCAGCAGCAGCACCGAGAGAAGCCCCUCGUUUAGUGGUCUGCAACGAGCUGCUGCUGACUCUUUUCUUAACUCAAAAGGGACAAAAGUUUGCAGCAAAUGUCCCUCCCCUUUCGCAGCAGCCGCUGGCCCUCGACGCGCCCUCGGGGGAGCGCGCCUUCCAAGUUGCUGCUCGCAGGUGGCUGCAGCAGCAGCAGCAGCAGCAGCAGCAGCAGCAGCGGCGGCGAAGGCGGCGACGAAGGAGGCAGCAGCAGCAGCAGCAGCAGCAGCAGCAGCUGCUGCUGCUGCUGCUGGAGGAAGAGGGGCAGCCGAUGCACCUCCUCGACGCGUCCCUUAAUGUAGAAGGAGAUGUCUCCUUCUCUUUUCUUGUGGCCGUGCGCACUGCAGCAGCAGCUCAGCAGCAGCAGCAGCAGCAGCAGCAGCAGCAGCAGCAGCAGCAGGCCGCCAACAAACGGACACAUGAAGCUCCUGCUGCCGCUAACACUGCAACUCCUUCUCCUGACACUGCAGCAACAAGAGCGCCAACCCCAGCAGAAACGGACGCAGCAGCAGCAGCAGCAGCAGCAGCAGCAGCAGCAGAAAGAGGAGCAGCAAAUGCUUCAGGAGACCACACUGACCCCGCCGCUGCUCUGGAGACACCGCAGGGCUCUACCGCGAGCGAGUCACCUGCAGCAGCAGCAUUUGUGGGGCGCAGCAGCAGCUUGACUCUUUGCCGCUAUUGCUGCCGCCUCUCUGUGCGCAUAUCUGGCCCCACAGUUUUCUUGCGCUUCACGGGGGAGCUGCUGCCGCUGCAGUUUCCAGCAGCAGCAGCAGCAGCAGCAGGCAGAGCAGCAGCAGCACCUGCUGCUGCUGCUGCUGGGGGGUUGGAAGCUGCUAAACAACGGAGGCAUUCACCAGCAGCAGCAGCAGCAGCAGCAGCAGCAGCAGCAGAUGGCCCUCGUGGGUGGCUGUGUUUCCCCACACCGCGUCGUCUGGCGCCAUUCUAUAGGAGAGCAGCAGCAGCAGCAGGCAGCAGCAGCAGCAGCAGGAAAGGCCUCAAGUGUCUCUCUUUCUCACUGUACAUACACCGCAUCAUUGUCUCUGUGGCUGCGGCACCCAGCAGCAGCACUGCAGCAGCAGCAGCAGCAGCAGCGCAGCAUGAACAUUUGAGGGGCAGCCGCAGGCGCAGCAGCGCCACAGUGGAAGACCUGCAGCAGCAGCAGCAGCAGCAGCAGCAGCAGCAGCACCCCCUCCGUUUGUUCUUGUCUGGAGUGACCUGCAGCAAAUACUUUGCCGAGAGCAGCAGAGACGUGUUUCUCCUGUCUCCCCGUGAGGGCCCGCAGGGGUCUCCGUCCUCUUUGUCUGCUUCGUGGUUUGCUGCAGCAGCAGCAGCUGACAGCAGCAGCAGCAGCAGCAGCGGCGCUGCUGCUGCUGCUGCCGCUGCAGCCUUUGGGGGGCCCGCGCUGCUGCAGGGGCCCCUGCGGCCCCUGCCUGCUGCUGCUGAACGCUUCAUGCUGACAAUUAAUAGAGUUGAUUGUUUUGUUUAUAAUGCUGCUGAAGGGAAAAGUUACCAUGUCUUUAAGGCUUCUCCUGCUGCAGCAGCAGCAGCAGCGGCCGCAGGCAGCAGCAGCGCAGCAGCAGCAGCAGCAGCAGCGCCGGUCGCCUUCAGAUACGCCUCGGGGGGCCCCACAGCUCUUCCUGCUGAGGACCCCGUAGGGUACUUUCCUGCUGCAGUUUAUUUCCUCGUUGAUAUUGCUGUCUCCAAAAAGAGACAACGCAGCAGCAGCAGCAGCAGCAGCAGCAGCAGCUGCAGCAGCAGCAGCAGCAGGAGCGCUGUGUGUCGCUGCUGCUGCGACAUGUGCACCGCGCGCAGCACUGCGACUGGCGGCAGCAGCACCACGAGCGACACUAGCAGCAGCAGCUGCAGCAGCAGCUGCAGCAGCAGCAGCAGCAGCUGCAGCAGCAGCAGCAGCAGCAGCAGCUGGCGGCGCUGCGCUGCUGCUGAGAGGGCCGUUUGGCUGUCUCUGGGCAGCAACGUGCGUCGGGUGCAGCAGGCUGUCUUGACAGUGAGUCCCUUAGUGGCGAGUUUUGAUUUUACAUUUUUGUCUUUGCUGCUGCCGCCGACGCUGCUGUCUUUCUCGGAGCCAGCAGCAGCAGCAGCAGCAGCAGCAGCAGCAGCAGCAGCAGCGCGCGUCGCGGGCGGCCCGGGCGCAGCAGCAGCGGCAGCAGCGGAGGCGGAGGCCACGCUGUCCCGCUGGCUGUGCCUCGCCGUGCCGCGCUUCAGCAGCAGCAGCAGCGGGGCCCCACAGCAGCAGCAGCAGCAGCAGCAGCAGCAGCAGCAGCAGCAGCAGCUGGAAGUGCACGUGGAGCUGCUGUGGGUGGGAGAGUGCUCCGCACAUUUGUCUGUCUCCAGACUCUACAGAGUCCUUUCUCUUGAAGGAGCUCUUUUUAGUUUUUCUGCUUUUCUGCUGCGGCAGCGGCAGCUGCAGCUGCGGCAUGUGCUGCUGCUGCUGCUGCAGCACUACCAGCAGCAGCUGCAGCAGCAGUGGCUCCAAAUGCUCCUCUCCGUCGACAUCCUCGGCAGACCCAUCUCCCGCAUCCGAAAGCUGUGGCACGAAGUGAGCUUUUUGCUGCUGCUGCUGCUGCUGCUGCAGCUGCAGCAGCUCCUGCUGCUGCUGCUGCUGCUGCUGCUGCUGCAGCAGCUCCUGCUGCUGCUGCUGCUGCUGCGCUGCUGCCCUGCAGCCCUCCUUUUUGCUGCUGCCUUUGUGCCUAUUUCUCCCCAUUUUUCUCUUCUGAUUUUCCAUUUUCUUUUAUAUUUCUAA